AUGUUGUGGUCUCGAAGUUUUGACCCCUCAAAGGACCUGCUCGACCUCACAGGUAAAGUUAUCCUUGUCACCGGUGGAAACCAUGGGAUUGGAUACUCGACCGUAAAACACCUCGCCAGGAAGGGUGCGAAGGUUUACCUUGGAGCCAGGAACGAGGAGAAAGGCAAAGCAGCUAUUGCACACUUGGAUGAAGAGGGCAUCGGUCCUGGGAACGCUAUCUACUUUCCCUGCGAUAUCAGCACCCCUCUACAAGCGAAACAAGCUGCUGAAGAUUUCAUGAGUCGAGAGGACCGUCUUGACGUUCUUGGUGCACCUAUCGAUCAGAUGAUGAUGGUCAACCAUUUCAGCACGCUCCAGCUAACUCUGUCUCUUCUUCCAUUGUUGAAGAAGACUUCUGAAGAGCUAGAUCCCGAUGUUCGCAUCGUCACUGUUAAUUCGACAGGACAUAGACUCUCUCGCGGCGCUGAUCCGAAUAUCCAGUUUAAGACAUUUGAGGAUUUCAACAAAGAUUUCAGUAAAGACAACUUUCCUUCUUUUUCCCAAUAUUGCUUCUCCAAACUUGCGAUCCUGUUGGCAAUGACUGUUCUUCAGAAGAAACUUGCCACCACAUCCAUUACUGUCAUCUCCGUUCAUCCAGGCACCGUCGAUACCAUGUCAGAUCGGCUUUCCUUUUCCCGAAUCGCCAGGUUCUUAGUUGGCUUUUUCCUAGUAAGUCCCGAUGUCGGAGCGUACAACUCCGCCUUUGCUGCUGCGUCUCCCCUCAUCAAAGCCGAUCCGAAGAAGUAUAAGGGCGCGUAUUUGAACCCUGUGGGCGUUCUCAAAGAGCCUGGCGCCAAUGCCCGACGGGAGGAUCUUCAGGAGGAGUGUUAUGAAACGACAGAAAAAUAUUUAGCAUCACUUGGCCUGUGA
Laccaria bicolor S238N-H82 is the source of this 909-nucleotide messenger RNA. RefSeq lists its product as uncharacterized. NCBI's taxonomy places the organism in Eukaryota, Fungi, Basidiomycota, Agaricomycetes, Agaricales, Hydnangiaceae. The coding region runs from base 1 to 909 and encodes 302 amino acids. The record is from RefSeq and is a predicted model, not a curated record. The transcript has 7 exons.